AUGAUGCAGGCUCAUAACCGCUUCCUCCUGCUGGUGGUGGGGGGUGCGGCGGCGCUGGUCAUCCUCAGCCUCAGCGUCCAGUUCUUUAACCUGAUGCCCAGUGCUUCGGGGCUGGAGACGCACCAGCACCAGGCAGACGGAGCUGCUGCCAAUCAGGGGAAAAGCCGAAAGAGAGUGUUCCCAGCUCCUGCAUCCCAAACAGAGGAGCCAGGACCGCUGUCUGAGGCCUACGGCUACUGCAACACCCCCAACCGCACUGAGCAGGCCUGGGAAGGCCACAGUCCUGCAGACUACAGCCUGCUGUCUGUUCAGGUAAUGAUUCGUCACGGAGACCGUUACCUGCUUUACUCCAUCCCCAAAACCAGACGACCUGCCAUCGACUGCACUCUGUCUGCAAACAGACGGCCUUCCCACCCUCUGCUCUCCGGGUUCAUCACUCACAUGGGGAGAGGGGGCCGUGGACACUGGGACUCCCCCCUGAGCUCAGUGCCUCGUCUGCCCAACCACAGCUCCUGCGACAUCGGAGAACUCACACAGACUGGUGUGGUGCAGCAUCUCCGUAACGGCCAGCUCCUUCGUGACGCCUACAAACAUCACACCCUCCUCGCCGAGGACUGGUCUCCUCGCCAGGUGUGGCUGGAGACAACCGGGAAGAGCCGCACCCUGCAGAGCGGCCUGUCCCUGCUCUACGGCCUCCUCCCAGACUUUGACUGGACCAAACUCACUGUGCGUCACCAGUGGAGCACCUUAUUCUGUGGCGGCGCCUGCGACUGCCCGGCCAGAAACAAAUACUUGGACGAAGAGCAGAGAAGGCAGUACCGUCUCCGGGUCGCGAACACGGAACUGGAGAGGACUUACACAGAAAUGGCGCGGACUUUAGGGAUUCCCACGCGGCAAUUACGGGCGGCUAACCCCAUAGACUCGCUGCUGUGCCAUCUCUGCCACGGUAUCGCCUUCCCGUGCGUCCCGGCAACCGACUCAGGCAGCGGUGGGUGUCUGACCAUGUCUCAGUUCGCCGUGAUUCGUAAACAGCAGCUGGAAGACGAGGUGGAACGGCGGAAAGCGGGGCUGUACCGGAAGUACGCCAUCUUAGCCAUGUUCCCGUACUUGAAUCGCACGGCGGCGAAGAUGGAGAGGGUGGCGCGGGCGAACGAGCCGGGGAGGCAGACGCGACCCGGCGGCGAAGAGGUUUUCUCGCUGUCCUCGGCUCACGAUGUAACCAUGGCGCCACUGCUUAGCGCGCUGGGGUUGGAGCAGGCACGGUUUCCGAGAUUCGCAGCAAGGGUUGUGUUCGAGCUGUGGAAGAGUCCGGGAACGACGAGCAAGAAGAAAGGAGCAAAGGCGAAAGACGGGGAGGUUUUUGUGCGGGUUUUGUACAACGGGGUAGACGUGACCUUUCGCACGGCGUUCUGCAAGACGCACGUCCGUAAGGGCAACCAGCCGCUGUGCCCGCUCGCCACGUUCCUGUCGUUUGUGCGCAGAGACAUGUUCGCUUUGGUGAACGCCACGUCGUACCAGGAGGCGUGCUACAGACGCCCGGCGUGA
Molecule: messenger RNA, 1545 nt
Organism: Knipowitschia caucasica
Lineage: Eukaryota; Metazoa; Chordata; Actinopteri; Gobiiformes; Gobiidae
Source: the annotation of a GenBank genome assembly